CAACCAACAACGAUCCACUAAAGAAAAAAGAAGGAACUAAACAUCAUCUUCACCAACGCCCUCACUCUCUUCCUCCUCUUUUCCCUUCUUCUCCUUUCCCAUGUAAAUCCGCCUCAACAACCCCCUCUGCAGACCACACAGGCGUCUUCCCCCUCACCCACAACACCAUGCCCGCAAUCCACCCAACUAGUCAGUUGGCCGACGCGGCCAUGGGAGGAUACUGCUUCCCAUUCUUCUCGACUUUGGGCUCACAAGUGCACCACUCCUUCUCAUCGACCGAGUCCAGCACACCGGGGAUGUGGUUUCCGCAGCCCCACCAAGUUGCCUUGUCUAAAGUGACCGUAUGUAAGCAUAAAGCCCUGUCAAUGUCCCUCUCUGAGAAAGAUGCAAAUCAUAGUGCAGUAUCUCAGUUAUGAGAGUCUAUAGAGGUGUAAGAGAGGGGGUAGUGAGUGAGUGGUGCUUACGGCAGUUGUUGCAAGUAGCACUUCGACACAUG
This is a messenger RNA of Trichoderma harzianum CBS 226.95, 496 nucleotides long. RefSeq lists its product as hypothetical. Bases 168 to 416 code for a protein of 82 amino acids. The record is from RefSeq and is a predicted model, not a curated record. Lineage: Eukaryota; Fungi; Ascomycota; Sordariomycetes; Hypocreales; Hypocreaceae. The transcript has a single exon.